This is a messenger RNA of Symphalangus syndactylus (siamang), 1433 nucleotides long. RefSeq names its product CD8 subunit beta (gene CD8B). Gene Ontology annotation, cellular component: cell surface. Gene Ontology annotation, biological process: regulation of immune response. NCBI's taxonomy places the organism in Eukaryota, Metazoa, Chordata, Mammalia, Primates, Hylobatidae. Gene Ontology annotation, molecular function: MHC class I protein binding; coreceptor activity. The record is from RefSeq and is a predicted model, not a curated record.
UCUCCGCCGAGCCCCCGGGGCCAGGUGUCCCGGGCGCGCCACGAUGCGGCCGCGGCUGUGGCUCCUCCUGGCCGCGCAGCUGGCAGUUCUCCAUGGCAACUCAGUCCUCCAGCAGACCCCUGCAUACAUAAAGGUACAAACCAACAAGGUGGUGAUGCUGUCCUGCGAGGCUAAAAUCUCCCUCAGUAACAUGCGCAUCUACUGGCUGAGACAGCGCCAGGCCCCGAGCAGUGACAGUCACCACGAGUUCCUGGCCCUCUGGGAUUCUGCAAAAGGGACUAUCCACGGUGAAGAGGUGGAACAGGAGAAGAUAGCUGUAUUUCGGGAUGGAAGCCGGUUCAUUCUCAAUCUCACAAGCGUGAAGCCGGAAGACAGUGGCAUCUACUUCUGCAUGAUCAUCGGGAGCCCCGAGCUGACCUUCGGGAAGGGAACUCAGCUGAGUGUGGUUGAUUUCCUUCCCACCACUGCCCAGCCCACCAAGAAGUCCACCCCCAAGAAGAGAGUGUGCCGGUUACCCAGGCCGGAGACCAAGAAGGGCCCACUUUGUAGCCCCAUCACCCUUGGCCUGAUGGUGGCUGGCGUCCUGGUUCUGCUGGUUUCCCUGGGAGUGGCCAUCCACCUGUACUGCCGGCGGAGGAGAGCCCGGCUUCGUUUCAUGAAACAGAAAUUCAAUAUCGUUUGCCUGAAAAUAAGUGGUUUCACAACUUGCUGUUGUUUUCAGAUUUUACAAAUGAGCAGAGAAUACGGUUUUGGUGUCCUGCUACAAAAAGACAUCGGUCAGUAACGAGCAAGAUGUGGAAAAAUGAGAGAAGGGACACAUUCGACCCUGGAGAGUUCAAUGGCUGCUGAAGCUGCCUGCUUUUCCCUGCUGCAAGGCCUUUCUGUGUGUGACGUGCAUGGGAGCAACUUGUUCGUGGGUCAUCGGGAAUACUAGGGAGAAGGCUUCAUUGCCCCCAGGGCACUUCACAGAGUGUGCUGGAGGACUGAGUAAGAAAUGCCACCCAUGCCACCGCUUCUGGCUCCUGUGCUUUCCCUGAGCUGGGACCUUUAGUGGUGGCCGUUUAGCCACCAUCUUUGCAAGUUGCUUUGGGUAACAUUGGGUCCUGGGUCUUUCAUGGGGUGAUGCUGGGCUGGCUCCCUCUUGGUCUUCCCAGGCUAGGGCUGACCUUCCUCGCAAAGAGGCCAGGUGCAGGUCGGGAAUGAGGCUUGCUGAGAGAGGCUGUCCAGUUCCCAGAAGCCAUGUCAGUCUCUGAGGGCUUCCUUUGGGGCCGGGAAAUUGCAGGUUUGAGGAUAGGAGUUCACUUCAUCUUCCACUCGUAAGUUUCUCAGCUCCCAUUUCUACUCUCCCAUGGCUUAAUUCUUCUUUCAUUUUCUGUUCUUUUUAUACAAAUGUUUUAGUUGUACAAAUAAAGUCCCAGGUUAACGAUAACAAA